Molecule: messenger RNA, 804 nt
Organism: Schistocerca gregaria
Lineage: Eukaryota; Metazoa; Arthropoda; Insecta; Orthoptera; Acrididae
Product: nucleolar protein 58-like
Exons: 1
Coding region: 1-804 (267 amino acids)
Source: RefSeq, a predicted model, not a curated record
AUGGAUAAGGGGCAGGUUAUUGCCGGGGAUAGGUUCGGAGAUGAGAUGGGCACAUUUUUAGCAGGACAGGGCGGCAGGUUCGUUGAUGAGGAAGGUGAUUUGGACACGAUCUUAGAGCAACGUCGCAGCCGUGACUAUGAUAGUGAGCUAGAUGAUGAAACAGAGAAAGGCACACAGGUCGAGACAGUAGCAGUAGUUUACAGUCAAGCGAACGCGAGCAGACAAAGAUCAGCUCGAUCACGUCAGAGCUCUAGCGCCCAGGUGUCCAGAGUUACAUCGCCCAUGUGUGACGAGGAUCAAAAAGAUGACAUUAACCCAAUACUGAGCUCCCUACGAUCAAUGAAAGAUGAAGCUGACGAACGGCGUAAGAAGGAGAAGGAAGAAGAUGAGAAACAACGUAAGAAGGAGAACGAAGAAGAUGAGAAACAUCGUAACAAGGAGAAGGAAGAAGAUGAGAAACAUCGUAAGAAGGAGAAGGAAGAAGAUGAGAAACAUCGUAAGAAGGAAAAGGAAGAAGAUGAGAAACAUCGUAACAAGGAGAAGGAAGAAGCUGAGAAACAACGUAACAAGGAGAAGGAAGAAGCUGAGAAACAACGUAAGAAGGAGAAGGAAAAAGCUGAGAAACAACGUAAGGAAGACACUGAGGCAAUAAUUUCACAUAUAGGGGAAAUUCGUGGGGAAUUACUAACAAUAAAGAAAGAAUGUAGAGAAGCAAAACAAAUGCCAAUGGUAGCACAAAAAGUAGGAGGCCUAGCCAACACGGCAGCAACAGGGGUAUUGAAAAUCGCAAAAGUAACUUCUUAA